AUGUCAUUUCUGGUAACAGCGACGGGUCAUGGGACCUCGCCUCGUCCACUCGAUCCAACCACGCUGCGAUCCUUGGAACAUUCAACACGAUUGGAUGUAAAUGCGUCUGUUAUGGAUGAAUUAUUACGUAAGUAUCUAGAAACAAGAGGGUACAAUGUCACUAAAGGAGAGACACGGCAACAUCAAGUCACAGAAGAGGAGCGACGACGACUGGUGGGUGAAGAGACGGGACAAAUUGAAGAUGUAACUCUUGCUACAUACGCUCAACAUUUAGGGUUGACAACUCUGGCGUGUACUGCCAAUCAUCUGUUGUUCUAUGGAUUAACAGAUGGUAAUCCUGAAACCUAUGAUGAAGCAUAUCAAAAACUCAUGGACUGGAUCUGCAAUUCAUUAGAUAUGUAUCGCAAGGAAUUACAUGCCGUGGUAUUUCCUGUCUUUGUCCAUUGCUAUCUCGAGCUGCUGUCAAAGGGUUUUCUUGAAGCGGGCAGAUGUUUCUUUUAUCGUCAUGCACGUGAUCAUACGAGAUUGCACUUGGAAGAGCUUCGAAUUCUCAGUCUUGUGUUUUCUCUGCAGCAGUUACGAGAAAAUGAAUAUGUGCGCGAAGUUCUUCAUAGCAAAUUCAAUGUGGAGAUGAGUUUGCUAUCUUUUGAGCUACUCAAUACCUUUUUGAGUCAGGAACGGCUUUUUCUAUUGUUGUCAAUCGUCAAUGAACGUGUCAAUCUUGUGGUGACAUCAAAUCAACCGGGAAUACAGAUUCAACAGCUACAAGAUGCUUCUAUACCAGGCGUACUAAAUAAUUUGGAACCCAAGGAUGAUGCAGCUAGUGGAUUCAGGGACUCGAAUGAGCUUGAAUUGGCUGUUGCUACAUCCAACCACCCAAGUGAAAGUGAAAUUGCUAUGCCGCUGACAACAGGUCCCUAUGAUGUAGACUAUAUGGUACGUACUGCUCAUGGCAACACUGCUGCAACUAUUGCAAGCAUGGGCUACACAGUGCAGGAUCUGAAUGCUGUCCCUGUCAAGUGGGGAGUUUUUCCUGAACGCAAAGUGCAUGACCCCUCUACAGAGGAAGUAGAUGAUAGCGCUGCAACGGGAAAAGAUGGCAGUGUAUCUACCAACGGUGUCGCGGGGAGUGUCGUAGCGAGUGGUUCGAUUGCAGGUAAUGAAUCUGGAGGAGCCGAUGGCGACAAAAAGACUGGUGCUGACAGCGCAAAGGAUAAAGGCAAGGCAUCUGCUGCUUCUACAGAUGUGCACCGCAAACACAAACGUACAAGGCUGUCAGAUGAUGACAUGGCAGGCAUGAAGAAGGAAUUACUGGAGGAGAUUGGACCACUUCCGGAUCGAAAGAAUGCGUUUAAUACGGGUGUGCUGGAGAAACUUGUGCUACGUAUUCCUGCUAAUAUGAAGGAGCAUAUUCUCGAGGAUAUCCGGGUUCGUGCACCUGUAAGCCGUAGUGUACUUCCAUCGGCCUUGUGCUUUACCUUGCUGAAUUCAGCAACGCACGUCAACAAUAUGUGCUUCAGUGACGAUGUCACCAUGGUGGGUGCUGCCUGCGAUGAUGCCUCCUUUCGAGUUUGGCGCAACGACGAUCAGCCGCUUGGAACUGCUACAGGAUCUGCAUACCAGGGCAACGCACGACCGUUUCACACUGACGCAGAGGAAGAUGAAAAAAUGGCCGUACUUCGAGGCCACUCGGCUGCUAUCUAUGGCGCAAGCUUUUCACCUGACAACCGAUUUGCUCUCACAGCGUCAGCAGACUCGACAGUGCGACUGUGGAGUAUGGCAGCGAAGAGCAACUUGGUUGUGUAUCGGUCUCAUCACGGAUAUCCGGUGUGGGAUGUCACCUUCGCGCCACUCGGAUACUAUUUUGCGACCUGUUCGAUGGACCGGACUGCACGGCUUUGGAGUACGGAUCACGUGACACCAUUGCGCGUUUUUGCUGGUCAUUUAUCGGAUGUAGAUUGUGUGCGUUUUCACCCGAAUCACAACUACUUGGCCACGGGCUCCAGCGACAAAACCGUACGGUUGUGGGACGUGCAGUCUGGCAAAUGUGUCCGUGUAUUUACGGGCCACUUUCGUGGAGUGCAGUGCCUUGCGUUCUCGCGCAACGGCCGGUAUCUCGCAAGUUCAGGGGAAGACCAGUACAUUAACAUUUGGGACCUGCAAGCUGGUAAGCGUUUAGAAACCCUCAUGGGCCAUAAGGCCAUGGUCACUUCACUGGAUUUUAGCCAGGAGAGCACGAUUCUAGCAAGCAGCGGGAUGGACUCUACUGUGCGCCUUUGGGAUAUGAAGGCACUUACUGAGAAGCCGUCGACGUAUUCAGCACUUUCAGGGGCUAUGAAAGAUUUGCACAUGAGUUGUUCAGAUGCAGACGUGCGACACAGCACUCAACUACCUGGUCGAAGCCGGUUUGUAAAACCGGUGCCGAUGGUACGGCCGGGAGCAGUGCAGGAGCUGCCGUCCUCACGGUUCCUCUUGAAGACACUGCGCUCUAAGCAAACGCCGAUGUACCGUGUCCACUUCACACCGCGCAACCUGCUGCUUGCUGGCGGAAUUUUCCAGUCCAAAAUGAGACAUAGCGAGCUGUAG
Messenger RNA from Peronospora farinosa, 2586 nucleotides. Lineage: Eukaryota; Oomycota; Peronosporomycetes; Peronosporales; Peronosporaceae. The record is from the annotation of a GenBank genome assembly.